UGGCACGUUGGCAGCGACACCGGACUGAAUAUCGCCGAAAGCUCCGCCGGCCGCGGGGAGCGAGUGCGCGCGCGCCAGUACCCCUCCGACCAGCGAUGCUGUGCUGUCUCCGGAAAUAGAUGUAGAUGUAGGAAUAUUCUCGUCCGUAGAUCGGUGGUUCGGGUGCGCGUGUGUGAGUGCAAAUGACUGAUAGCCCGACUUAGCCGGGCUGGAACUGUACAAAAUGUGGACCAAAAGGCAGUUAUGGAGGUUUAUGUUGUGCAUACUGUUCGCCGUGUCGGCGCUGGCCGCGGCAGCGAGAGCUGAUGACGUGCCGUCAGAGUCACAGUGCCGACCUUACAUCGAGAAAGCUCUUAAAGAGCUCGAAAGCGACACAGAUACAGAUUCCUCAGAAAAACACGACAGUAGUGAAGUAAGUAUAGACAUCGAAACGAAAGAAGCAGAUUCAGCAGAAGAUAGUGGGGACGCAGCAGAUGCGGACAGCAAGGAAGACGGACCAUCGGUUGAAGUAGCUGACGAGCCAUACGUUGCUCAUGCUUCGAUAGAAGUGGAAGGUAGAGCCAACGACAACGAAUCGAAAGAAGAGGAAGCGACGGUAGAGGAAGUGGAUUCUGAGAGUGCGGAAGGUGAUGCGCAGGACAGCAAAGAAGGAGACAGCAAAGAAGCUGGAGUAGCAUCAGCUGAAGAAGAAGCAGCCGAAUCAGGCGAUGACGCUGACAGCAAAGAAACUCAAGAAUCAGAAAAGGACUCUGAAGGCGCUUCCGAAGAAAAAACAUCAGAUGAUGAUGAUAAUGAAGACAACAAAUCUGAUGAACCUGCAGACGCAUCUGAAGAACAGGUAGAAGAAAGUGACGACUCUAAAUCUUCAGACGAUGGGGAUGGAUCUCAAGAAAAGGAUGAAUCUGAAGAAGAUACGGCUGAAGACAAGGAUGCAUCUAAGGAAGAUACUGCAACCGAGGACAAAGAUGAAUCCGCUGAACAAGGCGAUACGAAAGAAGAAGAUGCUUCCCAAGAAGAUGAUGAACCAUCAAAAGACGAUGACGAUGGUAAGUCCGGAGAAGAAACAGCUGAAGUUGAUGAUAAGUCUGGCGAAGAGGGAGAAGAAGGUACCACGGAGGAUGAGAAGGCGUCAAAGGAAGGUGCAAAAUCAGUAGAAGGAGAAGAAUCGGAAGAAGGAGACAAAGCAUCGGAAGAGACUGAACAAGCAGAUGACGAUGGAAAGGAUUCGGCAGAAGAAGAAUCAUCCGAAGAAGAAGCAGCUGAGGAAGAGUUGCUAAAUGUUCCUGAAAUCCCCGAGAAUUUAAGGUCUCGCGAUCACAUUACCCAAAUACUCAGAUUAGACGAAGAAGCAAGUGAAGCUGAGUUGACCAUAGAUAGAUCUGCUGAAAUUGUGCUCAGAGAUAUUAAAAGAUUGUACGAAAAUUCCAUUAAACCAUUAGAAACUCUUUACAAGUACAGAGAUUUGAGCAACAGGCAUUUCGGUGACCCAGAAAUCUUUUCAAAGCCACUCGUUCUAUUUAUGGGACCAUGGAGUGGUGGAAAAUCUAGCAUUUUGAACUACUUGACGGGGCUCGAAUUUACCGAGUGGUCUCUGAGAACAGGUGCUGAGCCAUCUCCUGCAUACUUUAAUAUUCUGAUGCACGGAAAGGAUCCAGAAGUACUCGAUGGCACUCAGCUUGCCGCUGACUGGACUUUCUCCGGGCUUCAAAAGUUCGGUCAGGGUCUAGAAGAGCGUCUAAGAGGGCUUAGGCAUCCCAGCAAAAUAUUGGAGAAGGUGAACAUCGUAGAGAUCCCCGGUAUCCUAGAAGUCAGGAAACAAGUUUCUCGCGUAUUCCCCUUCAACGACGCUUGUCAGUGGUUCAUUGAUCGGGCCGACAUUAUCUUCCUCGUGUAUGAUCCUUCCAAGCUUGACGUUGGUCCAGAAACAGAAGCCAUCCUUGACCAGUUGAAGGGCAGGGAAUCCCAGACUCGCAUCGUGCUGAACAAGGCGGAUACCGUGAAGCCUGAAGAAUUAAUGCGUGUCCAGAGCGCAUUAAUUUGGAACAUCUCUCCUCUUAUGAGCUCCGCUCAACCUCCAGUGAUGUACACGGUAUCUCUGUGGUCGAUGCCUUUCGAGGCGGGGGCACCCGUCAGGCUGCUGCAGGCACAGGAACGCGAGCUCCUGCGAGACCUGCGACAAGCCAUCGACAAACGCGUCGAAAACAAGAUCUCCAGCGCGAGGAGAUUUGCCGUUCGGGUGCGAAAUCACGCUAAGAUGGUCGACUGCUACUUAACAACAUAUUACAACCACAAGACGAUAUUCGGAAACAAGAAGCUUAUUGCCGACGCUAUCAUUGAAAAUCCACAGAACUACCACAUCUACGAGGGACUCAGCACACUCACUAACAUUUCCAGAUACGACUUGCCGGAUCCUGAGACAUACCGAGACUUCUUCCGUCUGAACCCGCUGUACGAGUUCCAGCAGCUGUCUGCGACGUGCACAUACUUCCGCGGCUGUCCCAUCAACAAGCUCGACGUGGCCAUCGCGUACGACCUCCCAGAGAUCGUCGGCAAAUACAAGAAGAUGGUGGAGACCUCCACGCCCCAGGGCAUGCCCAAGAGUUGAUACCGUCCCGAACGAACGAAAUCCGCGCACCGCGCCGUCCUAACCUGCUUUUUAUUUUAGAUAUUUAAAUUGGACAUUUAUUUUGGGCACAUUUUGCAUUUCUUUUUUAAUCGGGCAUCAGGAUAAUUCGUUUUCUUAAAAUGGCAUUUCUGUUUCUUAACUUGUUUAUAUUUUGCUUAUUCUGAUCUUGAACAAUAGCUUCUUCCUUUUUAUCAAAUGGAUGAGGUAUUGUGUUGUGUAACUUUUCUAUUGUGAGUUUCUUCGUGCGUUUAGCUAUUCAGCUUGAAAAUUCCCAGUUGGUACCGAUAUCUUGUGAACGGGCCCAAUUUACCUACCUACCUACGCGAAAAGGCUAAAAUAUCUGAACACUUCUCUUGCCGCAACAUAUGAUGUAGGUGAUCAAAACUCGAAAGGUCGAUUAAGCAACGUGUCUCAGUGGUCAGAUGUUUUUCUUAGACUCGCGUAUCCCCCUACUGAUUCUGUCUAGUAUCGGGGGUUUAUUUUAUAGCUGAUAACACUUUACAAAACAAUUUCCAAAGUCCUAAUUAACACUUAUUAGGAAUGAGUCGCAGAACUAUUAAAUUAAUCUAGUCAUUAUAUUAAAGUUUGUUAGAGAGAUAGGUAUUGUUAUUUAUUAUUUGAAGUGAAUUCCUACAAUCCUUAGAGGACUAAUCGCGUAUCAUUUUUGUUAUCGCCUGAUUAUUUCUUUGAUAGUUAUUUAAUGAAACACAAUGUGACUAUAUAAGGAAAAACUUAAUAAAAAUGUCAUAAAAACCGU
Molecule: messenger RNA, 3383 nt
Organism: Cydia strobilella
Lineage: Eukaryota; Metazoa; Arthropoda; Insecta; Lepidoptera; Tortricidae
Product: sarcalumenin
Exons: 11
Coding region: 224-2605 (793 amino acids)
Molecular function (GO): GTP binding
Source: RefSeq, a predicted model, not a curated record